UGUUAACUUUUAAAGGAAUACAUUGUUAUAUAUUUUACCUAUUCUAUGGGUGGUGGGAGAAUCCUUUGCUCUCUUAUUGAGCUCUGGGAACCCCUACUAGCUGACACUUCCAAGAAGAGGUCCUUGGGGACCAGGGGCGGAAUGACUAUUUGGAAACUUGGGCACUGCCCGAGGGCCUGGGGUCAGUAGGGGGCCCCAUGAGAUACCCCUGGUACCUUUUUCAUAGGCUUUUUUGAGUUUGGGCAAGGACACAGGGGCCCCAUGAUCCCCUAUUGCCCGAGGGCCCCAUGA
Staurois parvus is the source of this 291-nucleotide messenger RNA. The record is from the annotation of a GenBank genome assembly. Lineage: Eukaryota; Metazoa; Chordata; Amphibia; Anura; Ranidae.